Cajanus cajan (pigeon pea) is the source of this 770-nucleotide messenger RNA. The record is from RefSeq and is a predicted model, not a curated record. NCBI's taxonomy places the organism in Eukaryota, Viridiplantae, Streptophyta, Magnoliopsida, Fabales, Fabaceae.
CCCGUCGAGAGAGAGUCGGUGAGUUGGCAGGAACAAACGUUUUAACAAGAGAUCUGGCGAGAGAAUAGAACCUGCUUGUUGUAGAUAUUGAAGUAGAUGUUGAAGAGGUACCAGAGGCCGAACAAGGCGCCGAGUUCGAGAGUCUUGAAGAGCGUGUUCUCGGCGGCGUGUGGAGGCGAAGGGGAAGAGAGAGGGCGGAACUUGAAGGAAGAGGAGGGAGAGAGAGUCCAAGAUCGGCGAACGAAGGAAGAGGAAGAGACGCCGUCGGCGUUGCCAUGUUUGGCAGAGACGCGAAGAGAGAGCGAGGGUCUCAGUCUGAAGGCGUUUGGGGAAGGGUUUGGGAGAGGGAGCGAGGGAGAGAGAGUGAAACAAACGGAACUGAAGCGCGCGGUUUCUUUUCUCUUCUCUUCUCGUGUUUGGUUAGGUUUUAUGGAGAGGGAGAGUCCCUCGGAGAUUCCGCCACCACCUAUGUUUUGUUUGGUCACUUGGUGGAAAUGGAACGAAUGAAUGAAUGGGAGUAGGUAGUAGUACAAUUAUAAAGGUUUUAUUCUUCAAUAUCCACUUUUAAAAUUGUUUUCGUGUUUUACUUUUCUGAUUGGUCGUGCAUUGCGAAUUGUUGUAAUUGUGGUGUUUAUGUAGUUUUUGUGGAUUUUGGAUGACAGGGAAGGGGUCCUAUGGAGCUGUUUACAAAGCAAGGGAUUUGAGAACCUCGGAGAUGGUUGCUAUUAAAGUAAUACCGUUAUCUGAAGGGGUGAGUUCAUGACUUCACG